AUGAUCAAGGCUUAGUUAUCGAAAAACAGGCUAACCGUGCACUGACUACGUGCUCCCAAAGAGCUUCAGUCUCUCGUUGGAAAGGUGAACUUGCACGCAUCAGCCCGCGUAUAUAAAUAUUUUAUCUGUAUUGAGUCUACGAUUAGCGAAUUUUCUCGACGUAUACAAAAUCGAGGGGCUGCGAGGAAUUGCGCAAAGCACUCUGAAAAUUGCUUGGAACAACCUUCGCAAAGCUGGUCGCAAAUAGGUUUAUUUUUUUUUAUAAUUUCCAUUGAAACUUUCCAAGAAAAAGUGUGAAUUAUGUCAAACGGACCGAUCAUAACUUCGCGUGAACGAUGGAACGUCAGGGCAUCAAACAUCGCGAAGAGAACUCACAAUCCCAUAAGAUCAAUCGUCGAGAAUAUCGUCGUUGAACCGAACCCCGACAAGCAAAUGAUCGCUCUCUCGAUCGGUGACCCUACAACUUUUGGAAAUCUCAAACCUGCGAAGGAAGUUAUUGACGCUAUUCAAGAAAGUGUUACUACUCAGCUUUAUAACGGUUAUGCACCAAGCACAGGAUACGAAAAAGCUCGAGCGGCAGUCGCUAAAUAUAGUUCCAACGAACUCGUCACGGUUGAAUCCAAGGAUGUCAUACUAUGCAGCGGAUGCUCGUGUGCUCUCGAUCUCUGCAUAACUGCACUCGCAGGAGAGGGUCAGAAUAUUUUAAUCCCCCGACCAGGUUUUUCGAUCUACAAAACGCUUGCCGAAGGCCUUGGGAUUGGAGUCAAAUCGUACAAUCUCUUGCCGGAGUUAGGCUGGCAGAUAGAUUUGGAGGAUCUCCAGUCCCAGAUAGACGAUAGAACCGCUGCGAUCGUAAUCAACAAUCCCUCGAAUCCUUGUGGUUCGGUUUUCACUCGUCAGCAUCUUUUGGAUAUUCUUGAAAUAGCGGCACGUUUUCACGUGCCGAUUAUCGCCGACGAGAUAUACGAGCACAUGGUAUUCCCCGGCAAAACAUACUACUCAUUAGCGUCUCUAUCGAGCGAAGUUCCUAUACUGUCGUGCAGCGGUCUGACCAAGAGAUUUUUAGUGCCAGGAUGGCGAAUGGGUUGGAUCAUUAUCCACGACCGUCAGGGCAUUUUGGAGGAGGUUCGGAAAGGGUUGAACUGUCUCAGUCAAAGAAUCAUUGGAAGCAACACAAUUGUACAGGGAGCUUUGCCCAGUAUUCUCGAAAAGACGCCACAAAAAUUUUAUGAUGACAUCCUGCGAACGCUCUACAAUCACGCAAAACUGUGCUACCGUCAUCUCGUGAAAAUUCCUGGAUUGAAACCAAUAAUGCCUGAUGGAGCAAUGUACAUGAUGGUGCACAUAGAUUUAAGCAGUUAUCCAGAGUUCAGCACCGAGGUGGAAUUCGUUCGAAGGUUGCUGAUGGAAGAGUCCGUAUUUUGUCUGCCAGGCGAGUGCUUCGAUUUUCCUUCGUACAUGAGACUGGUCAUUACUAUUCCGGUGGAUAUGCUCGAAGAGGCCUGUCACAGGAUUCAGGAAUUCUGCAUGAGACAUCACUGCAAGACCUCAUCGGAAAUAAUCAAGAAUUCAUUAGAAGCCGUCGAAAUUUCUUAUUAAUCGAUCUAUCAGACUGCAUCGCAAACGUGAAUUUGAUUUGUAAAUAAUAGCUUUAAUCGAUAUAUCGUUAUAGAAAAGCGUUAAGACGUCAAAAAUACGCGGAGUAGAUUAUGAUAACGAGAUGUUAAAAACCUAACUCAGGGAGUGAGACUGAAGAGGAAAUAUUGGAAAUGUUCAUACUGUACAAAGAGAAAAAAAAAGACGAAGCAAGAUAGGGAGUAAAGGAAAGAACGAUUGUAUAACAAAGAAAAACAAACGAGAAUGUAAAAGAAAUGAACUACUGAAUAAAUAUCCGGCCUUUUUUACCGAAAA
This is a messenger RNA of Venturia canescens, 1911 nucleotides long. RefSeq names its product Tyrosine aminotransferase (gene Tat). The record is from RefSeq and is a predicted model, not a curated record. Lineage: Eukaryota; Metazoa; Arthropoda; Insecta; Hymenoptera; Ichneumonidae. Gene Ontology annotation, molecular function: pyridoxal phosphate binding; L-tyrosine:2-oxoglutarate transaminase activity. Gene Ontology annotation, biological process: biosynthetic process; L-phenylalanine catabolic process; L-tyrosine catabolic process. The transcript is spliced from 11 exons. Bases 301 to 1599 code for a protein of 432 amino acids.